This is a messenger RNA of Coregonus sp. 'balchen', 1851 nucleotides long. Lineage: Eukaryota; Metazoa; Chordata; Actinopteri; Salmoniformes; Salmonidae. The record is from the annotation of a GenBank genome assembly.
AUGGAUGGCUGCCACAAAAACAUACUGAAGCCAGCAGAGAACCUGCACAGGAAUGGUUUAUUCAGAGAACAACGUGGUAUUGAUAUGGAAGGAGAGAAACUGUCUUAAUGUUUCAUCCCUCCCUCCUCUCCCCUCAUUCUCCCAUCCUUCAGACAGGUGCCAUCAUCCCUCACUGAUGACCGGGACUGAAAAGUAAAAAAAUCAGAAGCAACCCAUUCUUCAUAUUGGUCUGGUGUUGGUCAUAUUGGUCUUCCUUCUUCAGGUAUUCUGGGCCCUUAGCAGAGUAUUUUCUGACAACCAUAGGCCAGGCGACCAUAGGUCAACUUUAAGGUCAAAGCAAGUUGCGAGUAACAGUUUAUUAUCAGACCACCCGAAUGCAGAGAAAGGGAGAGAGAGCGAGCGCGAGAGAUAGCGAGAGAGAGAGAGAGAGCGAGAGAGGAUGAGAGAGAGAGAGAGAGAGGAGAGAGAUGGCGAGAUAGCAUCGAGAGAGAGAGAGCUCAUAGAUGUAUAUCUUCUCUCUCUCUAUCUCUAUAUGCUCUAUCGCUCUUACUCUCUCUCUCUCUCUCUCUCUCUCUCUCUCUCUCUCUCCUCUCUCUCUCUCUCUCUCUCUCUCUCUCUCUCUGUGUAUUGUCCUUCACUACAGGUGGGCCAAAGGAGGCAAUGUGAUAAAGGAGGUCUCUGGUGACACCUAUGAGGUCAUUGUGGACCAUUCCUUCUUCACUGAGCCAGUCUCCUGUGAGGUCACCAACCCUCUGGGCAGCACCAACAUCAGCCGCAAUGUCGACGUCUACUGUGAGUGCUAGUACUGUAUUGCUCUUUCUGUUGUUAACCACCCAAUGUUAUGCAUCCUAUUUAGAUACAUUCUGUAGCUGACCGGAUGGUACUGUGUUAUAGAGUGUUCUGUGGUGCUGGUGGUGUUGUAUUGAUUGUACUGACUAUCUCUGUGUUCCUGCAGUUGGUCCACGCAUGGCUGCAGAGCCCCAGUCCUUACAGGUGGAUCUGGGGUCUGAUGCUGUGUUCAACUGUGCCUGGAUGGGAAACCCCUCUCUCACCAUCGUCUGGAUGAAGAGGGGCUCUGGAGUGGUAAGUAUUCCCAUAUCCAAUGUCUUUCAAAAUUUCUAGUUUAUGUUUUGACUAGGUGCAAAACACUGUAGAUUGUGAUCCAUUGCUCCAUUCAGGUUAGCCUAUACUUUCAAUGUCAUUUACUUUAUAUCAUGCUGGCCACAGCAGUAACUUCAUUAAUUAUAAAAAGUCGAACCGCAGCAGUCACGCAAGAUUCAGGUGACAAAGCAGUGCCCUUUGAGCUCAAAUCAGUUGUUUUCAAAGUCUCAUUAAUCCAAAAAUCCUGAGGCAGCUAGUGGCUCGGGCUCAUUAGCGGUCCUGCUCCCUGACUCCUGGCUGGAGAUGUGUUGAGGUGAGCAAAGGGGCAUGCAAUUGAUCUGCCAGCCAGGCUCAUUCCUCAACUCCGUAUACGUCAAACUUCAGAGCCUGGAGAUGGAGACCAAAACCGCCCCUCUCUCAUAUGAGCCUGGUCCCAAAUUGGAUUUUAAUAAUAGAAGAGAGGUGACCUUUAAGGCGUUAAGAGGAGCAUAGGCUGCUUUGUGCUGCCUCAAAUGAGAAGGUGACCUCUCGCUGCUCAUUCAGUGACUCUUGACCUCUGUGUGGCAGGUACUAAGCAACGAGAACAUCCUGACACUCAAGGCUGUGAGGCAGGAAGAUGCUGGGAAAUAUGUGUGCCGUGCCGUGGUUCCGCGAGUCGGCGCCGGGGAGAAGGAGGUUUCUCUCACCGUCAACGGUAAGUGUCACACUGGUCAGGAAUGUUUUGAGAGGUUUGGGGGUCACAUCUGCUAA